Cryptomeria japonica (Japanese cedar) is the source of this 1680-nucleotide messenger RNA. RefSeq names its product ADP,ATP carrier protein ER-ANT1. Gene Ontology annotation, biological process: mitochondrial ADP transmembrane transport; mitochondrial ATP transmembrane transport. The transcript is spliced from 5 exons. NCBI's taxonomy places the organism in Eukaryota, Viridiplantae, Streptophyta, Pinopsida, Cupressales, Cupressaceae. The record is from RefSeq and is a predicted model, not a curated record. Gene Ontology annotation, cellular component: mitochondrial inner membrane. The coding region runs from base 152 to 1117 and encodes 321 amino acids. Gene Ontology annotation, molecular function: ATP:ADP antiporter activity.
UAAGGUCCCUCUUCAAACUAUAAUAAAUUUAUUUGAUUUAUUUAGAAGGAUAGGUCCCUAGAUUUGGCCCAAAAUUUCAUCUCUUUUACGGCCAUCUGUACCAGGAUUCAGAAAAGCAUCCACGUCUUCCUUAGAGUCCAUUGGUUUUCUUAUGAAGGAAAAGGAUGGGAGUCGGGGAAUGGUGCUGUUGCAGUCACCUUCACAGAGAUUUGCAGCAGACUUUAUCAUGGGAGGAGUUUCAGCAGUUGUUGCCAAGACAGCGGCUGCCCCCAUCGAGAGAGUUAAGUUGUUAAUGCAAAAUCAGGGGGAGUUGCUGAAAAGGGGACACCUGAGUAGUCCGUACAUUGGAAUUGGGCAUGGCUUCAAAAGAGUUUUGAGAGAGGAGGGGCUUUUGUCCUUCUGGAGAGGCAAUGGUGCCAAUGUUAUUAGAUACUUUCCCACUCAGGCCUUCAACUUUGCAUUCAAGGACUCUUUUCAGGAUUUUUUUGGCUACUCAGAGGAGAAAGAUGGCUAUGCAAAGUGCUUUGCAGGGAAUGUUGCUUCUGGCAGUGCUGCUGGUGCAACUACAUCCUUAUUUCUAUAUCACUUGGACUAUGCACGUACACGACUUGGUAUGGAUGCAAAAAAUGUUCUGGCAGGUAGCCAGCGUCAAUACAAGGGAUUGUUGGAUGUCUACAAGAAGACUCUUGCUAGUGAUGGCAUUGCAGGCCUGUAUAGGGGGUUUAGUGCUUCAAUUGUUGGCAUCACACUAUAUAGAGGAUUAUAUUUUGGCAUAUAUGAUACAUUGAAACCAGUUGUUCUGGUUGGAUCCCUCAAGGGAAAUUUUAUCAUUAGCUUCAUGCUAGGCUGGAGUGUGACAACAGUUGCGGGUGUUCUGGCUUAUCCCUUUGAUACACUUCGACGCAGAAUGAUGAUGACUUCAGGUGAAGCUUCCAAGUAUAGGAACCCCAUACACGCCUUUAAGCAAAUUGUACAACAUGAGGGCAUUAGUGCCCUGUUCAGAGGAGUAACAGCAAAUAUGCUGCUAGGAGUAGCAGGGGCUGGAGUCCUUGCAGGCUAUGAUCAGCUUCAAAUGCACAUAUUUGGUAACUUGCAUCAACGGGCAACAACUAAAUGAGAAUCGCAUAUUUAGUGGGAUUGUUGAAGGUGAUACACAUUGUUGCUGGGUUUGAAAGUUGCAUGGUUGCUUCAGUGGCAUCAAAUUUCUGGAGCUCCACAUUGCAUCUGGUGUAAUAAUAUUCUUCACGAUCAUUGUGCUACCAAUUUUGUGGUUGAAGGAGCCAUCCAAGUCUAAAAAAUGGUAGCAAGCAGAAGGAAUGGAAUUGGAAUGUUUUUUUAUUUGCAGGUCGUAAACUGUAGAAGACUGAUCAAACAUUAAGAAGUAAAACCAAAGUGGUGGCAGAAUUCAAUGCAGAACAAACAAGCAAAGAUAUUGGUGGUAAAGUUGAUCUCAAAGAGGAAACACUCAGCGAGACUGCAUGGAAUGGGUCGGUUUAAAAUUGGCAACAAAUCAGGUUUGACAUACGAUCUGAAUCCAGUAAAAUGCCAGGAAUCCUAUGCAAACAGAAAGAAUAGACAUGUGGAAGGAAAUUUACAGAUCCAAAUUAAAUGUAUUUCAGAAUAGACAUGUAACUGAAUCUGGUACAUGACAGCAUUAAAUAACUGGCAAUUGCAUCUUUU